Messenger RNA from Lactuca saligna, 390 nucleotides. The record is from the annotation of a GenBank genome assembly. Lineage: Eukaryota; Viridiplantae; Streptophyta; Magnoliopsida; Asterales; Asteraceae.
AUGGCAGAAUCAUCACAGAGAAGGAAGAGUAGAGAAUCAAAGAUGACAAAGAAGACAAAUGUCAGAUACUUACGUGAUGAAGACUCCGAUGAUGUUCUUCUUGACUUAGGAUUGUUGGAUGUUGAGCCAGAUAACUUCAAUCCUACAUCUAAUUUGUGUGACAACCCUUUUCUUAACAUUUUAUGUGAUGAUAAAAUGUUAAAGAAUAAUCAAUUUGAAGGGGACGAUGAAGUCGAUGUUGAAGAUAUCCACCAGGUAGAGCAUGAACAUGAACACCUUGAAGAUGAAAAUGACCUGGAAGUUGGUGUCGAGUUUAGGGUGCAAGAUCCUACCAUCAAGUGGAACAAAAUGAAGCCUACAGUUGGUGAGUUAUACGAGUCUCCUGCUUAG